CUGGGCUGCCCCAGGGGGUUGGCCGUUGCUGUUGUUGGCUCCUCCCGGUCAGGACUCGGAGCAGCUGGAGCGAAGAAGCCAAGCCGAGGCGAAGCCACAUCGACUGCGUUUUCCGCAGCAAGCAAGAGGGACGGGUCUGCCUUGCGGUGGUUCUUUGUAGCGUUUCUGUGGCAGGUUUUAUAAAAAGAGAAGAUGGGAUCUGGCUGCCUGAAAGUUACAAAGUACUUCCUUUUCCUCUUCAACCUGCUUUUCUUUAUCUUGGGUGCUGUGAUUCUGGGCUUUGGAAUAUGGAUUUUGGUCGACAAAAACAGCUUCAUUUAUGUUUUGCAAACCUCAUCAUCAUCCUUAAAUACUGGGGCAUAUAUUCUCAUUGGAGUUGGGGCCGUCACCAUGUUGAUGGGGUUCCUUGGCUGCAUUGGAGCAGUCAAUGAGAUUCGAUGUCUCUUGGGACUGUACUUCACCUGCCUGUUGCUGAUCCUGAUAGGUCAGAUAGCUGCUGGACUGAUCAUCUAUUUACAACGGAAUGUACUCAAAGCAGAAGUCUCUGGAAUUGUCCAUAAACUCAUCCAGGAUUAUGAUCCUAAUGAUGAACAUAACAGGACCAUCGAAAAUGCAUGGGACUAUGUCCAGUCACAGCUUUCUUGCUGCGGCUGGACUGGGCCAGAAAACUGGACGCAAAACAUCAUCCUCUUGGACAAAAAUCAGACUUCCUAUCCUUGUUCUUGCAAAAAUGGCACGAAAGGCUCUUUGCUUGAGGAAGGCUUCUGCAGUUUGGACAUUGCUUCCAACCCCAAUGCAACAUUUGCUGAUUGGCCAGUUAACAAGCAGGGGUGUAUGGAAGGUGUGGAGGCAUGGGUGCAAGAGAACCUUGGCGUCAUUCUUGGAGUUUGUGCAGGAGUUGCUGUCAUUGAGCUGCUGGGAAUGGUGCUUUCCAUCUGCCUCUGCAAGAAUGUGCACAGUGAAGACUACACCAAAGUGCCCAAAUACUGAGGACUGCUGGCCUCAGGAAUUGCCCUCGAGCAAAUGGACCAUUUCUUUCCUUGUACACAGAUUGUCUUCAUCACUUACCAUUCUUCCUGUGACAUUCAACAUUGCUAUGGAUCUCUAGGCUGCACUGCAGCCAUGAAUUCUUUGAGGGAUCAGGGGCUUGGGCAACCCCCCUCCUGUCUCUUGACUGUUCUUCCAUGAAGCAGGCCACUUAAGUCUUCCUCUACUCGUGUGAUGCCCUGCACCUUUACUGUCAGCACUGUGCUAGACAGUCCUUCAUUUUUAUCUAUGUUUUGACCUAUUGUGAUUAGAAUAGUCCUUCCUGCAGUCAUUGGCUGCCAGUGCUGUAUGUACACAACCCUUGCAUUCUUCAGCUAGGAAGAACCUUCAGGAUCUUGAUGACGGGGUGGCAUACUAGUGGGUCUUUUCAUGGACACACUUGCUAUAGAAAGGCAAUCUUUUCUCUAACUGGUCUGACACACCUGCCUUUUGCUACUUCCUCAGGCCUACUGCAUUUUCUCUAGAAUCUCUUGUUGCACAGAUUGCUAUGUCUUUCCGAGAAUUGCACUUUUCCCUUUUCACUCUGUCUUGGAUGGUGACAGUCACCAGCUCCAGGAUUGGUCCAGUCACAAAUUUAUUAUUUCACUAAAGUCCCCUUCUGGAUAAGGGGGUGGAGCUUGGAAGGAAGGGUCUUGAAUUUCGUCCCUUCUCUAUCGCCUUCUUUCCCUUCCGGAAUCAUGUUUGCUUGGAGGCACUUUAGAGGCUGUGCAUGUCGCACGGAUGAGCCAGCGUGGGCUCAGUGGAAUAUGUUCUUGGGUUGCCAACUUUUCUAGUGCUGAUGAUUAAGAUGAUAUAUAUUUUCCAAUAUGAAUCUUCCGCAGUUCUAUUUUUUUAAUUGCUGUGGUGAUGUAAUUAUUAUCUGGAAUUCAUGGAUUUUCUAACAGUGGGUAGGCUGGGAGAGUGGGUGAAUGACCCACCGCUGUCCUGAUCAUAAGUUGCAUACAUAGCAGGUAGCACGGACAUGGUGCCGUGUGACCUUGGAGUUGCUAAGAUUGCCCUAUGAACCAUGGGUGUGUGUGUGUGUGUGUGUGCAGGAGUUUGCUCCGUGGGCUUCUUAACUGGGGGAAACUUCUACAAUCCAGCAGUCAAACUUGUGAUCCAGUUCUAGGGAUGAGAGCAUGGAGGGCAGUGGAGAUCCUUGAAGGGAAGGUCAGAAGUAUUUGAGAGAAGCUGGUGGUGACCACAAUCUGGCCCGCAGUGUUUCUUUGGCCAUGUGGCACCAUGUUUUGUGGAAGGUGUCCAUUCCAGAGCAACCUGGUAAAGCACUUAAGAAACUGGACAAAGACUCUUCAUGUCCUUCCCUAUGUUGAGUUUUUAGGCUCUCUGCAUACUUGGUUCACAGGGUGUGUCUAUUAUUGCUGAACUGAGGAGGAACACCAAGUACAGCUGAAAAUUCAUCAUCCAAAGAGGAUCUCUAAUACAGAAAGCCUAAUGGGACAUGUAUUUAAAUAAAGGAUGAAAUAAAACAGUGUGGCUCUGAAGGAGAAUUUUAAUGGCUUCAAGUGGCUGGCUUAAAGAUCUUCUUCCAUCCUUGGUAAAACGUAUGGUGUGUAUCUUUUUCUGAAGGGAUAAUUGGUGAUGAUGCACAAAAAUAGGGAGACUAGAUGUCUAUAACUUUGGAGAUCGGGCUAGAUUUCUGUGCGGCGAGAGACAAUGAUGAAUCACCCAAGGAGAAUGUUCUUUCAUCCAUGGUUGUAAUCCUGCUACACUAAGGUUCUGCCUAGCAAUGAGGCUUUUAAAGGGGAAAAGAGCAAACCUGAAUGUUGUAAUUUCUGGUAUGAAUUCUUGUGUAAGUUCCCUUCAGCCUAGUUUUCAAUUUUUUGAAUUUGCUGUAAAGCUCCAUUUUUAUAUUCCCCUCUUGUGCUUCAGCUGAUAAGCCGCUUCCUUGAUAAGCUGUUUGUUCUGUGAUUCUUGUUCUUGUGUUCUGUUUUGGCUCUCUAGAGA
Eublepharis macularius is the source of this 2991-nucleotide messenger RNA. RefSeq names its product CD82 molecule (gene CD82). Gene Ontology annotation, cellular component: membrane. The coding region runs from base 193 to 990 and encodes 265 amino acids. NCBI's taxonomy places the organism in Eukaryota, Metazoa, Chordata, Lepidosauria, Squamata, Eublepharidae. The record is from RefSeq and is a predicted model, not a curated record. The transcript is spliced from 9 exons.